Molecule: messenger RNA, 3618 nt
Organism: Scleropages formosus (Asian bonytongue)
Lineage: Eukaryota; Metazoa; Chordata; Actinopteri; Osteoglossiformes; Osteoglossidae
Gene: itga2b
Product: integrin, alpha 2b
Exons: 30
Coding region: 15-3176 (1053 amino acids)
Biological process (GO): cell-matrix adhesion; angiogenesis; cell adhesion mediated by integrin
Cellular component (GO): integrin complex; external side of plasma membrane
Molecular function (GO): integrin binding
Source: RefSeq, a predicted model, not a curated record
CACAGCUGUGAAAGAUGGAGGUGGGGAAGAGUCCGCGGCUGCCCCGUGCCGCCGUCCGCCUCCUCCUCCUCGUCCUGUGCGCUCUUUCGCGUCGCAAUCUGGCCUUAAACCUCAACGGGGAUAAUGUUACGUUCUACUCCGGACCCGAAGGGAGUUAUUUUGGAUUUUCCCUGGAUUUUUAUCAGUUCGGCAACAAAUCCAUCAGCGUGGUGGUCGGGGCUCCGAAGGCCAGCACAGAGCAGUACGACGUGACGGAAGGCGGAGCCGUCUUCCUCUGUCCCUGGUCUUCAGAGGGUGGCUCCUGCUAUGACCUGGUCUUUGACACUCGCGGUGACGAAAAACACUUUUACGCCGGUUCGGCCGCAGUCGUGUCGAAAUCGUACCAGUGGUUUGGGGCCAGCGUGCGGGCCGGACAGAACCACAUCUUGGCUUGUGCACCCCUUUACCACUGGAAUGUGAUCGAUGGCCUGGACGAGUCGGGAAUGACACCGGUGGGCAAUUGCAUUCUGCGGGACAUGAACACUGGGAAGCUGGCUAAGUUCUCCCCCUGCAAGGACACCACGAUGGACAAGGUGUAUGAAGACAGGGGUAACUAUGACGACAGACGAUACUGCGAAGCCGGAUUCAGCUCGGACAUUACAAAGGAAGGAAAGAUCCUUCUUGGGGCUCCAGGGGGAUACUUCUUUCAAGGUCAGGUCAUCGCAGCGAGUGUGAACAGCAUCUACAAAAGCAUGGAGUCUAUGGACCCUGUGCAAUUCGUGGAGGGCAUCACCUUCUCGCCGGAGCAGGGCAGCUAUGAUACCUACAGAGGUUACUCGGUGGCCACGGGGGAGUUCACGGGGGACUCCAGCACAGACUACGUCGUCGGCGAUCCGAACGACCGAAACACAGCCGGUUCAGUGAAAAUCUACAACGGAAUGGCGUGGGACUCUUUAAGAGUGUAUCGCACCUUCUUCGGCACGCAGGUUGCCUCAUACUUCGGCCAUGCUGUCGCGGUGACGGACAUCAACAGCGAUGGGCGGGACGACGUGCUGGUGGGAGCGCCUCUCUUCAUGGAGCGCCUGUCCUCCGCGCAGCUCCACGAGGUGGGCCAGGUGUGCGUGUACCUGCAGAGGAAGCGCUCCACCUUCUCCAGCAAGGCGAACCAGAAGCUUCUGGGCGCCGACGUGUACGGGCGCUUCGGGAGCGCCAUCGCCCCCCUGGGAGACAUCGACCAGGACGGCUUCAACGACGUCGCAGUGGGGGCCCCUUUCUCGGGUGACGGGGGCCGGGUGUUCGUCUUCAGGGGUCAAGCCGAGGGGCUGAUGCUCCAGCACUCCCAGGUGCUGCCCAGCCCAUUCCAGGCGCUCGCAGCCCCGGCAGCCUUCGGAUUCACCCUGCGGGGGGGCACCGACAUCGACACCAACGGCUACCCAGAUCUCAUAGUUGGAGCGUGGGGUGCCGACAAGAUUGCGGUGUACAGAGCGCGGGCUGUAGUGCGAGCCAAAGCUCAUAUUUCCCUGGACCCUGACUUCCUGAACCCGGACAUGAAGACCUGUCAGCUUCCAAGAGUCAACAGCGCUGUCUCCUGCUUCACGAUCAAGGUGUGUGUCAGCGUGUCCGGCCACAAAAUCCCACAGCAGAUAGUGCUGGACAGCGAACUCCAGCUAGACAAGAUGAAGCAGAAGACAGCCAGGAGAACCCUUCUCCUGCAGUCCAGUCAGCCUCAGGAGCACUUCUCCCUGACCAUCCAGAGCUCUGCAGGCACGGCCUGCAAAAACCUGACCGCCUACCUACGGCACGAGUCCGAGUUCAAGGACAAGCUGAGCCCCAUUUUCAUCGCCCUCUCCUACAAGCUGGGAGGGUCAUCUGAGGUCGUGCUGCAUGGACAGACAUCUGCGGUGGUGCAGAGCCGAAUCAUCCUGGACUGUGGGGACGACAACGUCUGCGUCCCUGAGUUGAAGCUGGCAGUCAAGGCGGCCAACGACCGUCUCCUCAUCGGGGACGAGAACCCGGUGCUGCUGCUCGUCGAGGCGGAGAACCGUGGGGAGGGGGCCUACGAGACGGAGCUGCACGUCCACCCGCCCGCUCACACACACUACCAGAGUGUGCUGAGCGACAAAGAGGGCUUCAGCCGGCUGGUGUGUGUCCAGAAGAAGAGCAAUGAAACCGUAACCGUGACCUGCGACCUGGGAAACCCCAUGAAGCACGGCCAGAAGCUGCAGGCGGGCCUCUACUUCAGCGUGGGUAACUUGGAAGACGUGGAAAGCCGUGUGUCUUUUCAAAUACAAAUAAAAAGCAAGAACAUUCAGAACCCAAACAGCAACCUCGUCAACUUGCGCAUCAACGUCAGCGCCGUGGCGACUCUGGAAAUGCGCGGGGGCUCCUCCCCCAUGGAGUGCGUCCUGCCCAUCGCCAACUGGAAACCGGUGGAGGAACCCAAGAGCCUGGAGGAAGUGGGCCCGCUUGUGGAACACGUGUACGAACUGAGGAACCUGGGCCCGGCGCGGGUCAACGCCAGGGUGGAGGUGGAGUUUCCCACCUCCCGCCAGGGGGACCUCCUGCUCUACGUGUUCGCCAACGCCUCGGAGGAGUCGCUCACCUGCCGCAGCGACUCCGCCGACAUCGACCCCCUCAGGCUCUUCGAGGAAGAAGACGCCUCGAACGGGACCGCUGCCGUAGUCCAUCGCAUCAACAAGCGGGAGGCCGAGCAGCACGACGCCCAGCCGAAGGAGACGAUCCACGUGAACUGCACAGGUGGAGACACCUGCGUGAGGUUCGUCUGCGAGGCGCGGGACCUGGACAGGGGUGAGAGCGCUGUGGUCAAGGUCAUGUCCAGGUUGUGGGUGCAGACCUUCCUGAAGAGUCCCUAUGUAGGGUUUGUACUCCAUUCCAGGGCUUAUUACAAACUUCUGGGCAUGCCCUCCAAGAUCCAACCAGAGGUCCUCCUUCACGGACAUUCUGAGACCCACACAGCGGUGGUGUGGAGGAGCCCUGAUGGGGAGAAGGAGGUGCCCGUGUGGUGGAUUGUAGUGGCUGUCAUCUCUGGCCUCCUCCUGCUGGCUCUGAUCAUCUUCAUCUUACAGAAGGUCGGGUUCUUCAAGCGUAUGAGGCCCCCGAGCGAGGGAGAGGAUACGUGUGAGCUGCAACCAGAGCAGCUCGAGUACGCAGAGAUGCCGCCGAGCACCGGAACGUGAGAACGCUGCCGGCCCCCCCCCCGCGGGCGUUUGAACUUGGCCCUGAGAGGUGGGCGUCCAUCGUCCUCCUAACGGGACACGACUCAUCCAGCAAAAGGCAGAGCUGAAGCCCUUUGUGAAGAACAACAAUGACAAUGAAAACAACUCGAAUUUAAAAAAAAGGAAAAAUAAAAUGUACAUUAGACGCAUUAUUAGGAACACGGGAAACGUGUUUUAAUUUCACCCCCUUUUCUAAUUGCAGUUCUUUGUGUGCUGUUCUAUUUUUACAGCGUCAUAUAUAUCGAGCAAAGUGCUUUUUGCCUUUUUGGCCUGUAAAUAUUUUUUUUUUUUUGUAAUUCCAUUGCUCCACAUUGCUAUUGCUGCAUCCUACUUUCCACUUGGAAUACCACAGUUACUACAUUCUACUUUACAUUAGACCAUAUUAAAAAAGCGUGUCAAUUUA